AUGCAACAUGUUCCAACACAAAAGGCUCUUUCUCUUGUGCUUGCAACAGUGGAUUUACAGGAAGUGGAACCACAUGUUCUGGUGAACAACGACGAAUGUACUCUUGGCACCCAUAAUUGUCAUUCAAAUGCAUUAUGUACCAACACAGUAGGAUCAUUCACUUGUGCUUGCAACAGUGGAUUUACAGGAAGUGGAGCCACAUGUUCUGACAAUGACGAAUGUACUCUUGGCACCCAUAAUUGUCAUUCGAAUGCAGCAUGUACCAAUACAGUAGGAUCUUUUGCUUGUGCUUGCAACAGCGGAUUUACAGGAAAUGGAACCACAUGUUCUGACAACGACGAAUGUACUCUUGGCACCCAUAAUUGUCAUUCAAAUGCAUUAUGUACCAACACAGUAGGAUCAUUCACUUGUGCUUGCAACAGCGGAUUUACAGGAAGUGGAGCCACAUGUUCUGACAACGACGAAUGUACUCUUGGCACCCAUAAUUGUCAUUCAAAUGCAUUAUGUACCAAUACAGUAGGAUCUUUCAUUUGUGCUUGCAACAAUGGAUUUACAGGAAGUGGAACAACAUGUUCUGACAACGACGAAUGUACUCUUGGCACCCAUAAUUGUCAUUCGAAUGCAGCAUGUACCAAUACAGUAGGAUCUUUUGCUUGUGCUUGCAACAGCGGAUUUACAGGAAAUGGAACCACAUGUUCUGACAACGACGAAUGUACUCUUGGCACCCAUAAUUGUCAUUCGAAUGCAGCAUGUACCAAUACAACACUUAUUUUCUUUUUUCUUUCAGACAACGACGAAUGUACUCUUGGCACCCAUAAUUGUCAUUCGAAUGCAGCAUGUACCAAUACAGUAGGAUCUUUCACUUGUGCUUGCAACAGCGGAUUUACAGGAAAUGGAACCACAUGUUCUGACAACGACGAAUGUACUCUUGGCACCCAUAAUUGUCAUUCGAAUGCAGCAUGUACCAAUACAGUAGGAUCUUUUGCUUGUGCUUGCAACAGCGGAUUUACAGGAAAUGGAACCACAUGUUCUGACAACGACGAAUGUACUCUUGCCACCCAUAAUUGUCAUUCGAAUGCAGCAUGUACCAAUACAGUAGGAUCAUUCACUUGUGCUUGCAACAGCGGAUUUACAGGAAGUGGAGCCACAUGUUCUGACAACGACGAAUGUACUCUAGGCACCCAUAAUUGUCAUUCAAAUGCAGCAUGUACCAAUACAGUAGGAUCAUUCACUUGUGCUUGCAACAGCGGAUUUACAGGAAGUGGAGCCACAUGUUCUGACAACGACGAAUGUACUCUAGGCACCCAUAAUUGUCAUUCAAAUGCAGCAUGUACCAAUACAGUAGGAUCAUUCACUUGUGCUUGCAACAGCGGAUUUACAGGAAGUGGAGCCACAUGUUCUGACAACGACGAAUGUACUCUUGGCACCCAUAAUUGUCAUUCAAAUAAAAAACGACGGAAUGUACUCUUUGGCACCCAUAAUUUCAUUCAAAUCGCAUUAUGUACCAAUAAGUUAGGAUCUUCAUUUGUGCUGCAACAAUGCAUUUCAGGAAGUGGAAAACAUGUUCUGAUCAAGACAAUGUACUCUGGCACCCAUAUUGUCAUUCGAAUGCAGCAUGUACCAAUACAACAACGACGAAUGUACUCUGGCACCCAAUUCGUAUUCCAAAUGCAUUAUACCAAACACAGUAGGAUCAUUCACUUGUGCUUGCACAGCGGAUUUACAGGAAUGGAGCCACAUGUUCUGACAACGACGAAUUACUCUUGCACCCAUAAUGUCAUUCAAUGCACAUGUACCAAUACAGUAGGAUCUUUCAUUGUGCUUGCAACAGGAUUUACAGGAAAUGGAAAACAUGUUCUGACAACACGAAUGUAUUCUAGGCACCUCAUAUUGUCAUUCAAAUGCUUACAUGUCCAAUACCAAGGAUCUUAUCACUUUGCUCUGCAAAGCGGAUUUACAGGAGUGGAGCCCACAUGUUUCUACAACGACGAAUGUACUCUUGGCACCCAUAAUUGUCAUUCAAAUGCAUUAUGUACCAACACAGUAGGAUCUUUCACUUGUGCUUGCAAGAAUGGAUUUACAGGAAGUGGAACAACAUGUUCUGACAACGACGAAUGUACUCUUGGCACCCAUAAUUGUCAUUCAAAUGCAACAUGUUCCAACACAAAAGGCUCUUUCUCUUGUGCUUGCAACAGUGGAUUUACAGGAAGUGGAACCACAUGUUCUGACAACGACGAAUGUACUCUUGGCACCCAUAAUUGUCAUUCAAAUGCAUUAUGUACCAACACAGUAGGAUCAUUCACUUGUGCUUGCAACAGUGGAUUUACAGGAAGUGGGACCACAUGUGCUGACAACGACGAAUGUACUCUUGGCACCCAUAAUUGUCAUUCAAAUGCAGCAUGUACCAACACAGUAGGAUCAUUCACUUGUGCUUGCAACAGCGGAUUUACAGGAAGUGGAACAACAUGUUCUGACAACGACGAAUGUACUCUUGGCACCCAUAAUUGUCAUUCAAAUGCAUUAUGUACCAAUACAGUAGGAUCUUUCAUUUGUGCUUGCAACAGUGGAUUUACAGGAAGUGGAACAACAUGUUCUGACAACGACGAAUGUACUCUUGGCACCCAUAAUUGUCAUUCAAAUGCAUUAUGUACCAACACAGUAGGAUCUUUCAUUUGUGCUUGCAACAGUGGAUUUACAGGAAGUGGAACCACAUGUUCUGGUGAGUUGCUUUGCUUAAAGGCAUUGAGUCAUGGUAGAUUGGCCUUUUCUAUAGGGGGUAAUUUGGAUUCGGCUUGA
Rhopilema esculentum is the source of this 2796-nucleotide messenger RNA. NCBI's taxonomy places the organism in Eukaryota, Metazoa, Cnidaria, Scyphozoa, Rhizostomeae, Rhizostomatidae. The record is from RefSeq and is a predicted model, not a curated record.